GUCCGAAGCUUGUCAGUACCCAACCCUCAAAAAAAAUAAUUUCUUCGCCAAUAACAAAAGCUUUUCCCUUGAAUCGACCUUUCUAGGACUCAGAAACUCGAGAAAAAGUAAUAAUCAAUCGAAAUGGCGCGUAACUCGGAGAAAGCCCAGUCUAUGCUGUUUCGCUUUCGCGAGGCUCAAGCUGCAGACUUAGGUAUCAUCGACGCAGGCCGAACACGGCGUCCCAAGGUUAUCACCGAAGUCGACUCGAUCCCGUCAUGUGAGAAAUGGAGAGGCCAAACACUCAAAGAAAUCAGUCGGAAAGUCUCUCGCAUCCAGGACCCGGCCCUUAGCGACUACCAGAUCCGGGACCUUAAUGAUGAGAUUAACAAGCUUAUGCGCGAGAAGCACAUGUGGGAGGUCCAGAUACGGAAUCUAGGAGGUCCCAAUUAUAUGCGUGGCGGUGGAAAGAUCUAUGACGAAACAGGCAGGGAAAUACCAGGAGGCGGGAAAGGAUAUAGAUAUUUUGGGCGUGCAAAAGAGCUACCAGGAGUCAAGGAACUAUUCGAAGCUGCUGCACAGAAAAGAAUACAGGAUUCCGAGAAGCCGCUAGAGAGCCGCGAUGAUUUGAGGAAAGCAGUUGACGCCAAGUAUUACGGAUAUGCACCCGAUGAAGAGGAUGAUGCGCUAUUACAAUACGAGGCGGAGAAGGAGCGCGAAGCUUUCGAGGCCCUUCUCAAUCAGGGAAAGGCCGAACCUCCUUCGGGAUGGGAGCCGUUACCUGGCGACGCGGGAGAUGGCAAGGGCUGGGAGCUACCUACUCUGGAGGAGGUGCAACAGGAACUUAUCGAGAGAAGAAGGCGCAAACUUCUCGACCAAAUCCAAUAGGGACCUACAUAUUUCCUCGAGUCAUUCGGAUUACUUCUCUCAACUAACACAUCGAGGAGUAGAAUCAUAAACAAGAUCACC
Molecule: messenger RNA, 948 nt
Organism: Annulohypoxylon truncatum
Lineage: Eukaryota; Fungi; Ascomycota; Sordariomycetes; Xylariales; Hypoxylaceae
Product: Isy1-like splicing factor
Exons: 2
Coding region: 124-867 (247 amino acids)
Biological process (GO): mRNA 3'-splice site recognition; generation of catalytic spliceosome for second transesterification step
Cellular component (GO): catalytic step 2 spliceosome; Prp19 complex; post-spliceosomal complex
Source: RefSeq, a predicted model, not a curated record